GCGGGACCAGGUUUGAGUGAAGUUUUUCACUUCUUAGUUCUUGCAACUGAUUUCCUAUUUAAUUUAACAUAAUUAACUUAAUUGUGAUCCAAAUCAUCAAUUUCUUGUGAUUUGAAAUUAAGUUGUAAGUACUGUCAUUGCUCAAAAUGGAUUGUGACGUGGAAAAUGAUGACCCCUUGUUUUUUACGGAAACUGGGAAGAGGCGAUCGAGAGACGACGUGGAAUUCAUCAAGUUGACCAAGAGGCAACGAACAACACCGUCAAACCCAACGUCAGAGUUGGACGUUGAAGAUACCAUCAUCGACACGGAUGAGAAUGUUGACUCGGAAAGUGUCCCAUUUAUCGUGCCUUAUCGCCGCGUUCUUCGCCACAUCCCGCAGGAUAUUCCAUACGUCCCAGUAACCACCGAGUCCGGGUCGAGAGUGUAUCUCAGAAUUUUGCAAACGGAGAAAAAAACGAGUGAAGAACUAGGUGAGGAUGAGGAGGAUGAGCCUCGUAAAUUGAUAACCACAGAAGGAGGGAAGAACUGCCAGCUAUUUAAUAAUUGGGGCGCAAUUAAAGCGGAAGCAAGGAUUUUGAAAGACAGGUUUCAUCGCAGUUUGGCAAACAUAGUCGAAAAUGAAGACGUGGUGGCGGGGCUGGGGGUGGACAACCGGUGCGAAGAGUCACUUUGGGUUGAAAAAUAUAAGCCUAGGUCGUAUUUGGACUUGUUAAGUGAAGAGGGAACAAAUAAAACGCUGCUCCAUUGGUUAAAACUCUGGGAUAAAUCUGUGUUCGGAACUGAUUUUUUGGCAAAAGUCAAAAUGACGAAGGAUAAAUAUGCCAAUUUGGAGGCAAAGGAAAAAGAAAAACUGGAGAAGAAAUUCCAUUCCAAAGGUGCUAAUGCUGCUGCUAAUGCGUACGCCGGUCUUGACGAAUAUGACGAAAUGGGAAGACCAAAACUGAAAGUGGCGUUGUUGUUUGGUCCACCGGGCUUGGGGAAAACAACUUGUGCCCACGUUAUUGCAAAACAUGCAGGGUAUAGUGUUCGGGAAAUGAAUGCCAGUGAUGAUCGAUCCGUGGACUACAUUACUAAAGUUCUGGACGAUGCUUUGCAGUCAAAGUCUGAAAUCUUUCAAGAUGGAAAGCCCAAUUGUUUAAUAAUUGAUGAAAUUGAUGGGGCUCCUGUGGCCACGGUCAACGUCUUGAUUGAGUUGAUAUCUGGAAAUUCGGUGGAAAAAGGGAAAAAGAAGUUAAAGAAGGUUCUGAAACGCCCGAUUAUUUGCAUCUGCAAUGAUUUAUAUGCACCGUCAUUGAAGGAAUUGAGAAAACAUGCACUCGUUCUGCAAUUCUUUCCAGUUACUGUGGCAUGUUUGGGAGAAAGACUGCACGAAAUAUCUUUACGGGAACACCUUCACCUUGAUAAUGGAACGAUUCAAAGUCUUUGUGAGAAAUCAGAGUGUGACAUUCGCUCAUGUUUGUCCACAUUGCAGUUUCUGAAAAAGAAGAAUUGCACUCCGAAAGAUGCCUUGUUUUCGCAAAUAGGAAUGAAGGAUAAAUCGAAAGGUUUAUUUUCUGUGUGGUCGGAUAUAUUUACGAUUCCGGAUAGUAAACGGAACCGUUACGACAAUGUGGACCCUUCUAAACCUGCUGUCCGAUUUAACUCAGUUCUGAGAGUGGUCCAAAGCUAUGGCGAGUAUGAAAAACUACUCGGUGGUGUUUUUGAAAAUUAUCUAAGAAGCAAAUUUAAAGAUUGUUACUUUGAAUCGAUUCUAGAAGGGCUGAGUUGGACUAAUUGGUUUUGCGAAAUGAAUGCAUCAAUUCAGCAACAUCAAAAUUACUCCCUGAUGGGUUAUCUUCCUAUUCAUUUUGUCGCCUGUCACUUUCUAUUUGGUCAGCGAGCAUGGUUCAAAAUUAAUUUUCCGUCGAACGAUGCGACCCAAAAAAUACCUCGAACUCGAAACAUCAUCAGUAACAUGCUGUCCGAAGUUGUUCCUUCCGUUGGCAGAUUUUUGGACGCACAUAACGCCAUAACUGAUCUCCUUCCGUCCCUGCUCUCAGUAAUUCAGCCGUCUACGAUUAGACCGGUACCAACGCAGAUUUGGUCGGCUCGUGAAAGGGAAACAUUACGCAACAUUGUGGAAGUCAUGAUCGCAUACAAUUUAUCAUACUCGCAAAUGAAAAGCGUGGAAAGUGGAGCGUACAAUUUUGUGCUGGAACCAGAUAUUGAGGCACUGACAAAACUGAAGCUUCAGGACACCCAAGGGUCAAAAAGAACUUUUGCAUAUGCCGUUAAGCAGCUAGUAGCUCGGGAAAUAGAGACGGAAAAAAUGCGUCGGAAUGAUAAUGUUUUAAUAGAUUCACGAUCACAAUCUCUCCUGCCAAAACCAAUUGAGGCUAAUAAUUCUCAAACAACUGUGAAGAAACAAACUCAAGAGUUUAAAGUACCCAAGCCAGUAGCUGUUUCUUCAAGGAUUAAAGCUGAAAUGACGACAAAGGAUUUUUUUGGUAGAACGGUUGCCCUCUCGGCGCAAAAAACUCAAGACUUGUUGGCGUUGAAACGACGGACAUCAGGAAUAUAUUUCCGCUUUAAGGAAGGAUACAGCAAUGCAGUUCGUAGAUUAGUGAAGAUGAAAGACUUGGAAUGAAAAACUCGAUAAGCAAAUAUUUUACAUUUUGUUCAUUUUAUUUAAUAUCGACUGCGUCCAUAAACGAGAUAAGAUAUACUUUAUGCAAAAUAAAUUAAACCUGUUAAAACUUA
Molecule: messenger RNA, 2740 nt
Organism: Folsomia candida
Lineage: Eukaryota; Metazoa; Arthropoda; Collembola; Entomobryomorpha; Isotomidae
Gene: cutlet
Product: chromosome transmission fidelity protein 18 homolog
Exons: 16
Coding region: 147-2627 (826 amino acids)
Molecular function (GO): ATP binding; ATP hydrolysis activity
Source: RefSeq, a predicted model, not a curated record